Molecule: messenger RNA, 1076 nt
Organism: Cuscuta campestris
Lineage: Eukaryota; Viridiplantae; Streptophyta; Magnoliopsida; Solanales; Convolvulaceae
Source: the annotation of a GenBank genome assembly
GUAGUGCUCUGCCGUACACCGCCGUCGCCUUCACGAGACCUUUUAUUAAUACCUCACGUGAGGAGACCGAUCGUCAAAACAAAUUAAACUCCAAAGAAAGAAAGAAAGAAACUGCGGGCAGAGGCCGGAGAUCAUAUCGAUCAAUAUAAAAAAUGAACCCUUGGCCAUCAGCUCCUCCGGCGCCGCCGCCGUUUACCGGUGACGAUUCAAACGCGGCGGCGGGGGAGAAAUCCUCCGGGGAAAAAAUAUUCCACAAUAUACUCCUCAUGUCAUACAAGUACAAUGACAACAAUAACCUCAUGCUCGCCGCCGUCAUCUCAUUGCUUCUCGUUAUCCUCAUCGUCUUGCUCCUCCACGUCUACGCCAGGUGCUUCUUCUCCCCCUCUCGCCACCACCGCGUCGCCGCCGAUAAUCACGUCGUCCUCGUCGGCAUCACCCCGGCCGCCUUGCCGGAAAAUAAGCGCAAGGGUCUGGGGAGAUCGGACAUUGCUAGGAAUAUUCCUCUUUUUGUGUACGAGGGAAAUGGGGAGGAAGAAGAAGAUGAGGGGUGUGUGAUUUGUUUGAGUGGCUUUGAGGAUGGAGAUUUGGGAAGGAAGUUGCCCAAAUGCAGCCAUGCAUUCCAUGCAGAUUGUAUCGAUAUGUGGCUGUUUUCCCACCCUUCUUGCCCGGUUUGCCGUGCUCCGGUGGUUACGGGUGGCGAUCUAGAAAAUGACGGCGGCGGAGAAGCAGCUUCUGCGGUUGUUCCGCCGUAGCUUCUUCGUUAGUUUUAAAAUGGUUAAUUAUUAUGUGAUUAAUUAAAUGCGUAAUGAACUACAAUUAGAAAUUAGAAAACGCAUUCAACAAAAACGGGAGAGCCAUUAUUUCGAUCUAUCUUCAUUCUCUUGUUUUCUUGUGUUGAAGGCAUCACUAAAAUUGGUUUCAUCAACUUCCUCUUACCUAAAUAAACUUCCACUCUCACUUUUUUUAUGUCUCCAAAUAAGUUUUUCUUUUCCCUUAGAAAAUUUCUUUUACCCCUUGCUUUUUCAUACAAUAUCUAUCGCAUCAUAUCUUUUUACUAAUAAGCUACAUAUCACAUC